Brassica oleracea var. oleracea is the source of this 1518-nucleotide messenger RNA. Its product is annotated as serine carboxypeptidase-like 29. Gene Ontology annotation, biological process: proteolysis. Gene Ontology annotation, cellular component: vacuole. NCBI's taxonomy places the organism in Eukaryota, Viridiplantae, Streptophyta, Magnoliopsida, Brassicales, Brassicaceae. The transcript has 10 exons. Gene Ontology annotation, molecular function: serine-type carboxypeptidase activity. The coding region runs from base 34 to 1446 and encodes 470 amino acids. The record is from RefSeq and is a predicted model, not a curated record.
GUUAGCUCUCUGGUGUCAACAUACCAAACAACAAUGGCUAAAUCCAGAAGGUCUUGUUUCGUCUACGCUAUUCUAGUGAUUGCCCAUUUAUGUAACUGUGAAGCUGUCUUGUCUCAGAAAGAACAUGACAAGGUCUCGCAGUUGCCUGGUCAGAAUUUCAAUGUUAACUUUGCUCACUAUUCUGGGUUCGUUACGACGAAUGAGAAACUGGGAAGAGCGCUCUUCUACUGGCUCUUUGAAGCUUCUGAAGAUCCUGUGUCUAAGCCUCUUGUUCUCUGGCUCAAUGGAGGACCAGGAUGUUCAUCGGUUGGAUUUGGCGAAGCAGAAGAGAUAGGGCCAUUUCACAUUAAGUCUGAUGGGAAGACUCUUUACCUUAAUCAACAUUCUUGGAACCAAGCUGCGAAUAUUUUGUUCCUGGAUGCACCUGUUGGAGUUGGCUUUUCAUACUCAAAUACUUCAUCUGAUUUGCUUACCAAUGGUGAUAAAAGAACUGCACAAGACUCGCUAACAUUUCUGCUGAAAUGGGUUGAGAGAUAUCCGGAGUACAAAGGAAGAGAGUUUUAUAUAGUUGGGGAGAGCUAUGCAGGUCAUUACAUUCCUCAGCUGAGUCAAGCCAUUGUAAAACAUAACCAAGCUUCUGGUGAAAACACUAUUAAUCUGAAAGGUUACAUGGUAGGAAAUGGGCUUAUGGAUGAUAUCCAGGAUAGGCUCGGUCUUUUCCAAUAUAUGUGGUCGUUGGGGUUUAUCUCCGACCAAACAUACACCUUGCUAAAACUUAAGUGUGGUUCGGAACCAUUUAUGAUACCAUUUAUUUACGCCUCUGAAGCGUGUAAAAAGGUUCUAAAGAUAGCCGACAAGGAAAUGGGUAACAUAGACCGUUACAGUGUCUUUACACCGGCCUGUGUUACAAAUUCUUCCCAGUCAAGUAUGUUGCUAAAUAAAAAAAGACCAUUUGUAAGUGAUCUUAGCCGCGUGUAUGAUCCUUGCACGAAGAAACACUCCAAAGUGUAUUUCAAUCUUCCAAAGGUUCAAAAAGCCCUCCAUGUCCCACCACAAGUUGCUAGAGUUGCACCAUCCAAAUGGGAUACUUGCAGUAAAGUCGUGGGUGAACACUGGAAAGAUAGUCCUUCCUCGGUUCUAGACAUUUACCACGAGCUUAUAGCUGCCGGGCUACGGAUUUGGGUUUUCAGUGGAGAUGCAGAUGCUAUUGUACCAGUCACAUCAACCCGGUACAGCAUAAAUGCUCUAAACCUUAGUACAUUGAGUCCCUAUGGCCCUUGGUACAUAGACGGACAGGUGGUAGGGUGGAGUCAGCAGUAUGCUGGUCUAAACUUUGUGAUUGUGAGAGGAUCAGGGCAUGAAGUUGCUUUGCACAGACCAAAGGAGGCUCUUGCGCUCUUCAAGGCUUUUAUAUCAGGAACUCCACUGACUCAUGAUGAGUUCUGAUAUGGUUAAAACAUGUUAAUGUUGGAUUCUAUUAAGUUUGUACCAUUUUAUGAGAAGUCACACCAUCCAAUU